This is a messenger RNA of Cornus florida, 708 nucleotides long. RefSeq lists its product as uncharacterized. Lineage: Eukaryota; Viridiplantae; Streptophyta; Magnoliopsida; Cornales; Cornaceae. The transcript has 2 exons. The record is from RefSeq and is a predicted model, not a curated record. The coding region runs from base 110 to 643 and encodes 177 amino acids.
UGAACCACAAGUCCACAUCUAUAUUAUGUGAAUUUACAUAUACAUAUUAUACAUCUCUCUCCUCUCAAUUCAAUAUUUUAAACUUUAAACAUUUGUAAUUUUCAUUAAAAUGACGUCUUCUCUGCAACCACGAACUCGCCGGCAAGACAUCUUUGGCAAGAGUUUCACGGCUGCCGGAGGUGGAAAUCCGCCGGCGAAAUUCGACUCGCACUCGCAUCCGGAACUCGUACGCCAACGAGGUGGUCUUAUCACUGUUCCCCGUAAUCUGCCUCCCCCGGUCACCGGUGCGCCAGGCAGACUAACCAAACUGUUGCUGAACGUCAACAUCCAGACGAGUUUGGGGCCGGUUCAGGUGAUGAUGUCGCCGGAAAACACCGUGCGGGACUUGGUGCAGGCGGCCAUAGAGAUCUACGUGAAGGAGAAGCGGCGGCCGUUUUUAUGUGAAACCGAUCCUCGGCGUUUCGAGCUCCACUAUUCGCCGUUUAGUUUGGAGAGCUUGAAGCCAGAGGAAAAGUUGGCAAACUUGGGGUCUCGAAAUUUCUUCUUGUGUACAAAGCCUAGCAAUGCUGCGUGCUCAGACGAGGCGAAGAAGGCAGCAUUAUCUUCAUUUCCAUUCACAAGAUUCAUGGAUUUCUUGCUGUAACUUAUUGAUUUCUCAGAUGCUCCCCCAAUUUUAUUCUAUGCCCAAACCACUUCCGUUUCCGUUUC